This is a messenger RNA of Dinoponera quadriceps, 2635 nucleotides long. RefSeq names its product BTB/POZ domain-containing protein 17 (gene Tango10). Gene Ontology annotation, molecular function: protein binding. Bases 521 to 2041 code for a protein of 506 amino acids. NCBI's taxonomy places the organism in Eukaryota, Metazoa, Arthropoda, Insecta, Hymenoptera, Formicidae. The record is from RefSeq and is a predicted model, not a curated record. The transcript is spliced from 4 exons.
UGCGUUGGACGUCAAACGCAGAGUGACAGUCUUAAUAAAAAAAAUACAGGAAAUCACUAACAAGUCGUAAUAUUCCUAGCUAAAGCCUGAAAACGAAAGAGGUACGCUCGCGUUCUCAAAAAGCUCUUCGAAAUGUCAUUCGUGAGUGUAAUGUUCGGGUUAUAAUCGUUAUACACAAAUAUAAUAAUAAUAGCAUAAUAAUAAAAAUAAAUACAAUAACGAGCGUAUUAUCGUUUACUCUAACGGUGAUAACAAGAGGAAGAUACCAUCGCGAAAUUAGGUAGCGUUCAAGUUACGAAAAAUAUUGAAACUUGAAGUUUCAACAUAUUCGCCAACUGUGCUAAACGAACUGCCCUCCAACAAACUUAUUUAGGUACAAUUCCCUCAGUGAAAAGCUUUAAUUGCCAAGUGAAGAUAAUGGAAAACAUUGCCAAGAGAAUAUAUUUUCUACUGUAAGGUUUUAUCCUCCGCAAUGUGAGGCAACGAUUGAAACAUAACUACGCAUAGGAGACAUGUGCAGAUGUUACGGAGUACUCUUAGGUGGAUGACAGGUUUUUCAGGGAUGGACUCCGGCAAGAAACUGGAGGCGGCUACCAGCAGUCAGCACACUGUUGCAGAGGCUGAAAGUUCAGAUUCGAUAGAGGUGGACAAUUCACGUACAGUUCUGCUAAAGAUAGCAACACUGUAUGCGGAGCGUCUUAUGAAUGACAUUUGUCUUGUUGUUGACGGUGUGGAAUAUCCGGCGCAUCGACUUAUACUUUGUGCUUCUAGUGAUGUUUUCCAAGUGAUGCUAAUGAGUCCACAAUGGAGCGAGUCUCAGGAAAGCAGGGUAACUCUCCAGGAAACGCCUCAGUGCGCGCCAAUAUUCAGCGAAUUUCUGCGUUACUUUUACACUGGCCAGAUAAGGAUCAACUACAGUGUCGUGCUGCCGAUACUGUCCCUAGCCGAUAAGUACAACGUGAAAGAUUUGAUAUCGUUGUGCCUUGAUUACAUGCAGAAUCACAUCGCACUGGCUGCCAUACACGGCACUCUGGUGUCGUGGUUGCAGUACACAUCCAAUUGUGGCCAUCAAGACAUCAGCCAAGCGUGCCAAAACUUCGUCAAGUGGAAUCUCGAGCUUGUGGCGAAGACUCCGGACUUCGGCAACUUUGACCUGGAUAUCCUGGUGUCGUUGUUGCACCAGAGUAGCUUAGUCGUGAAGGACGAGAUGACACUCUACAAGUGCCUAGAAUCGUGGCUGGAUCAUCAGGCGUAUCGAUUGAGGGCGCAACUGUCCGCGGACGAGCUGGAGGCCACGCUGCACCAGUUGGUGAUAGCCGUGAUGUCGCCCGUCAGGUUUCCGAUGAUGUCGCCGCGACAGCUGGCGGAUCUGCUGCUGUCGCCGCUGACGAAAAAGUACAAAGAAUUCUUCGUGGAACGCAUGUCGAUUGGCAUGUCCUUCCAUUCAGGCCAGACCGACCGGGUAAGAGAAGUGAGCCUGAGCGAAGAGGACGGCGCGCUGUUGUUCGAGCCGAGGCUCUACACCGUCGACACGUGCAGCUCGCUGUUGACUAUCGAGAAUUUCCACGGACUGCCAUCUUAUCACACGAGAACUCUCGUCUUCUCCAGCCACUCGAGUCUGGCGGAAUACGCGGGCGACAGGGCGUGCGAAUGGGUCGUCGAUAUCUAUCCGAAGGGCGUAUGGUUCAAGAAGUUUUUCCUCAUAGUGUGGCAAGGUACGGUGGAGAUGCCGGAGCACGUGAAACGCUCGGUGAGGCUGUCGUUGACGUGCAAGGAGCCGCCAGUGAACAGCAAUAUGCGCGUGAAGAUAGGUGUGCUGAUCUACGGCUUGCAGGACGGCGUCGAGCACAUCGCGAGAGUCACCGAGAUCAUUCACAGAUUCAGCAAGAAGGAUCGCGUUCUCAACUUGGACGAUCUCCUGCCGUUCGAGGAGCUCAAUCCGCAGCAGGGAUCGGUGUCGGAAAACGCGGUGUCUCCUUUCUUGGUGGGCCCAAACAAGGACAUGCUCAAACUACACAUCGUUAUAUCGCCAGCCAAUUAGCAUUUAUAAAAUGAAUUCGACAUGCGUUACGAGAUAUAUUAUUGUUAUUAAAUACGUCACACGUCGGAAGAAUGUUUUUAUGUUCCGCCUGUGUUGUUUACGAACACGAGGAAAAACUCGAAUGAAUUUUGCGCCUUUCUUGAAUCUAUCGUGCGAUUAACAGUUUUUAUUUUCUUUUCUUAUAUAGCGAGUAUUUUCUUAACACACGCGAAAUAACCGUAUGAGAAACUAACUCAUUGUGAAGUAUUUGACGUGCAAUUUGUCCGCGUAUUCCCGAGGCGUUCUUCUCUGGAGUUUUGCGAAGUUCGAGAGAUCGAAUGCGGAAACGUUUUCAUGUGAUAUUGAAUAAUAUAUUAACGAGGUAUAUUCCAUCGCGAGCGUAACAUAUCACGUGCAAUAUACUUCAGCGAAUGACAUAGUAGCUCCCGCUGCCACGCUGUAAUUACGGUUCUGAUUCUUUGAUGCGUAAACUUUCCAAUUCCCGCAAUUUUAUCUGACGUCUGUUUGAUGUAUGUACGUGCACGCGUGUAUGUAUAUAUAUGUAUAAUAUAUAUGUAUAUAUGGAAUGGAUGGACGGACGGACGGACGGACGGA